Molecule: messenger RNA, 3420 nt
Organism: Closterium sp. NIES-65
Lineage: Eukaryota; Viridiplantae; Streptophyta; Zygnematophyceae; Desmidiales; Closteriaceae
Source: the annotation of a GenBank genome assembly
AUGGAAAAUUGUGAGUAUAUCGAGUUCGGCCUCCCAGGAUCCGUGCUGUACCGGGGCUUUCUCCUGUCCGACCCUCCCACUUCCGCAAAGUCGACUUCCAUCAUCCAAUCUGGGCGAAGUCAGGACGACACCGUGAUUCUGCAUCCAAUCUCCACGUGGAAUGACGUUCCAAUUCGGCCUGCUGACUCAGCUUCAUCAUCAGAUGACGGUAGCGGCCUUGCUGGAACAUCUCAGCCGUCAAUCAACCAGCUUCCUAUUGGCAAGAGAAGUUGUGCAACGGCAGCCGCGGCUGUGAAUGGGCUUAUGGCGGGCGACAGCAUUGCUAUGGUUUGCUGCACACCCCGUAACUCGUGGGUGCAAAUCGAGGCAGCUUAUAACGAGGCGUGUCACCCUCUGCGCGUUCGCCAGGUGGACGGGUUACCCGCUCAUUACAGUCACAAUCUCGAUUGGAACCUCGGGAUCAUCCCGCAGACGUGCUCCUGCCGCCAAGGGGACAACGUCAGAGGGGAUCUUCAGUCCCAAUCUGGCAAUGGCAAGUCGUGCGACAACGCGGGUGACAAUGAGUGUGACAAGGCGUGCGACGGCGCGUGCGACCAGCACGCACCAUUGGAGGUGAUCGAAAUCGGGAGCGGGGAGGCUCGAGUGGGGCAGGUGUAUCUGGUGAAGCCGCUGCUCGCGUUCCUUGUUGUCAGUCCCGAUCUGAAAUCCUCCUGGAAGAUCGUGGCCGUUGAUUCGUCGGAUCCGAUGGCUGCGGCGCUGCUGGAUUCGCUAAGUGGUUACCCGGUUUGGCUGGAGGCGAAGCUGCUCCAAAUCGUGGAGUGGCUGAAAUACUACAAGUGUAACACCGUGUUCGAUCCGCCGAGCACCAUCGCGGGUCCAGUCCCCUCCUGCCCCAGUUUCUCUUUCCCUCCCUUGAACCCCCCCCCUGGUAUGCCUUCUCCCCUGCCCUCUCCCCUGCCCUCUCCCCGGCCUUCUCCCCUGCCCUCUCCCCUGCCCUCUCCCGUGCCCUCUCCCCUGCCCUCUCCCCGGCCUUCUCCCCUGCCCUUUGAUACGAGCUCUGGCUCCGAUAACUUAGCCAGACGAGGGAAGUACGAUAUCCACCGGCGCGCCCAUACGUGGUCAGAACAUCUAGAGCUGCUGCUGCCGGAUUCACAGGAGUCACAGGAAUCAUUGGAAUCACUGGGAGGAGCAGCACAUGUGCAACGGGGAGGAGGAGGAGCAGCAGCAGCAGCAGCAGCAGCAGUGCAGCAAGAACUGCAGGCUCAACAAAGGCCCGUGUCCCCGCUCCCUCCCAAGAGCCCCAAGAGCCCCAAGAGCCCCAGGGUCCCUCGUGGCUCGCAUGCCCGUGCAGGCUCACUACCCCGGCAAAGAACACCUGAGAGGCGCCGCAAUGAGUGGGAUGAGUCUCCUGCUGCUGCUGCUGGUGCGACCAGGGCCUGUGGUUCUUCUCACAACGUUUGGGACGUGUCUCGUGGGGAUGGAAGCAACUCGUUGUUGGAAUUCACAUUUGAGAUGUCGCCUCCCGCAGAGCCAGGCUGCAACUCGCUGGGAGGCCUGGCUGGCUCAAUCAGCCGUGGCUAUCAUGCCGUGGAGCGGCGAGGGCGUGUGGAGUUGGAAGCCGGCCCUGGAGCAGGCCAGCCAUGCACGCAACCGCCUGCUGCUGCUGCUGCUGCUGCUGCUGCUGCUGCUGCUGCUGCUGCUGCUGCUGCUGCUGCUGCUGCUGCUGCUGCUGCUGCUGCUGCUGCUGUUGCUGUUGCUGACACGUCUAGUGCUGCUGACAUGGCUAGUGCUGCUGCUGCAGCUGCCGCAGGGAAAGAAGGAGAUUCGUGUUCGUAUGACGAGGGAGAUGAGAGUAAGAGUGCUUCUAACGAAGGAGUGUGUAGUGAAACAAUGUCUGUGUGUGUGUCUGGGGAUGAUCCCUCAGUGGAUGCCCUAUGUGAAGAGAAUCUCGCUGGGAACGCCUCUAGGGAGAGAGCCAGCUGUAGCACUAAAGGCAGGGACAGUAGGGAUUGCUUCAAUGACAGCGAGGAAGGGAGCACGGGGAACGGCUGUAGCAGGGGAGCAGCACACAGGAGCCGCAGCAUGGAAAGGAGCAUGCAGGGCAUGCGCAAUUGUAGCAUUUCAUUUGAAAGGCCGCCAGAGAGAUCCAAUACGGGUGGCAGGCGGUCGCUGCACCGCCGGAGUGCCUCCGAAUGCCCGUUCGAACGCGCCUUUGGCCGCGCCUCCUUUGGACGAAGCCUGCAGCGCAGCGACAGUGUGGGCAGUGGGUUCAGCGGGGGCAGCGGGGGCAGUGUGGGGAGUGUGGGCAGUGCGCGGUUGGUGUGUGAGCGCAUCUUGAGUGCAUGUGACGUGUCUCCUGUGCCCAUCAUCCUCUCCUCUCAUCUGGGCAGCAUGGGGCCGCCUAGACGGGCUCGCACGGCCGAGAGACCGUCGAGGCAGAGACCUGCAGAGAGCACCUGCCUCUUUCUCCCCGGCCUGCCCCACUGGACCAAGCGGUCGCUCCCUCGCUCGCUGCGCAUCUCCCGCUCGCUGCUCUCCUUUCAAGAGAGCGCCCUGCUGGAGCACCGCCAGGAGUCCGCCCUCCUGCAGGGGAGGGCUGGCAGAAACGAGAGGGGAAAAGAUGGGGAAAACGAGCUAUGGAGUGAGAUCAACGGGGAGAGCAACGAGGGGAGCAUUGAGGAGAGUAAUGAGAAGCAACAAGGGAAGAGGAGCGUGCGAGUGAGAAGCGAGAGCUCUCUUUUGUCAGCAGCAUCAGCAGGAGUAGCAGCGCCAGUGUCCCCUGGAGAGUCCAUCCGAGCGGCCGUGGCCGUCUAUUCCGCCUCUAGAGAGUUCUGGCGGCCCCCCUCCACCCCCAAGCCUGUUAUGGAUGGCAGAGCGAAGCAAGCCAAGCUGAGCCUCCCCAGGUACUCCCCCCCUAUACCACCUAUCGGGCUGGAGAAGCUAAUGGAGAGUGCAGCAGGGGGAGGUGGGACUGGGGCAGGUGGGACUGGUGGGACUGGUGGGAGUGGUGGGACUGCUGGGUUUGCUGGGUUUGGUCUGUUUGGUGGUGGGAGUGGGAGUUGGGGGUUGGGAACGGGGUGGUGGGAUGCCGGGGAGGGUGAGGAAAGUGGAAAAGAAGGUCAGGAGGGGAAGGAGGAGACGGGAGAGGCGGGAUGGGCUGGAUUUGAAGGUUUGGCGGAUGUGGCAUGGGGGAUGGUGUGGGGGGAACGAGGGGGUGGAGGUGGGGAGGGGCCGAGCGAGGAGAAGAAAGAGGGGGGCGUGAGUGAAGGUGUGGGGGAGGCUUUGCGAGGUAAAAAAGAAGAACUAGUAGUGGGGGGAGGAGAGGAGAAAGGAUUGGCUGCGGGAGAGAAGCAUAGAGAGGGGGAUGAGGAGGGAGACUCAGGGCAAAUUGCAGAAGAGGGGGUGAAAGGAGGCGGUUGA